Messenger RNA from Morone saxatilis (striped sea-bass), 1922 nucleotides. Its product is annotated as periphilin-1-like. The record is from RefSeq and is a predicted model, not a curated record. Gene Ontology annotation, cellular component: nucleoplasm. Lineage: Eukaryota; Metazoa; Chordata; Actinopteri; Moronidae. The transcript has 10 exons. The coding region runs from base 262 to 1269 and encodes 335 amino acids. Gene Ontology annotation, biological process: negative regulation of gene expression, epigenetic; negative regulation of DNA-templated transcription; protein localization to heterochromatin.
AAGCACGUUGUUCAGCGAAGAAGAGCAGCCCAGUGGCGCUGUAACGUUAGCUGGCUCUGUAGCUUCUGUUGUUUUGGUUUUACUUGCACAUUUAUAUACAGAGAAAGUCUGGACUGGCUGGGAUUUAAGUGGAAGCGUCCUUCAGCAGUAGGAUAAAUAUGUGAAACGCACACAGGAGAAAUCAAAUAAUUAUUUGGUUUGUCACUCUCUACAGAGACAUCUUGAGCACACCAGACAGUGAACCAAAAUCAUUCAUUCACCAUGGAAUAUCAACGUGGUCGAAAAUCAAUUAGAGAGGCAUAUGAAGAGCAGUUCUCAGCAAUGGAUUCAAGAGAGGUGACAGUCCAUCGAGUUGUCAAUAUUGUUGAAAAGAGGAGCUCUACGCAUCGGCCGGGGAUAGAAUUUGACAGAGGCUUUAAUGAUGGCCAGUGGUAUGGUGGUACUCGCAAUUACCAGGACUCAAGAGAAUGUCACGACGCACCCAGUGAUCGUCGAUACUUUGAUGACAACACUAACUUCCGCAGAAAUUCUUCCCCCUCAAGAAAUGAGGGCACGUACUCCCAACAGUGUUAUGGCAGGGAUGAUCUGAGGCAUCAGUUAAGCUCAAGGAACAGUGGCAGACCCGGUCCUUAUUACCGCAACAGAGGUCGAGGGUCAGGCCCUCCUCUAAGAGAAGAUCACAAUAAAUAUAGGACCUCUCCGCCUGUCAAACGGGACCGCUCUCCAGGAAGGAGGGAAGCCCAGGCACCGGUCCGCUCUGGAUCAAACACCAGCAACAGGAGCUUCUCCCCCGACAGGGACAAAAGCUACAGCCACCAACAGUCCCAGAAAAAGCAUAAGCCCAUUGUGCCGACAAGCCACACUCCCAGCAACUCUGUGGAGGAGUCUCCUCACAGCUCAGCAUUUUCAAAGGAAAAAACCUCUGCAUCUGUAGCGGAGACGGAGGAGGUGGUGGCUGCCAGCAUGGAGCCAAAGCUGACACCAGAGGAAGACUUCAAGGCUCGCCGGUUGGAGGCCAUUAAGGCUAAGGCUCUGGAAAUUGAGACGCAUUACAGGCGGGACUGUGAGACAUUUCGCACUGUGGUGAAGAUGUUGGUGGCCAAGGAGCCCAGUUUGGAUAAUCUGCUGCAGGCUCCGCUGGAUGAGAACCUGUUGGAGAUCAAACAGCGCUGCCUAGAUGCCCUUAAGCACUUUGUGAAGGAGCUGGACGAGGUAUUGGAGCAGCCGGACACCUCAACAGAAACAACAGAUCACAAAACACUGAAGUGACAGGACAGAGACUUAAAUCUUAUCUUUGAAAUAAGUAGAAAGCUGUCCAAGUGGAUUGAAGAACUCUACAAUUUGUUUUCACGUUUUAUUUUAAUCCUGUUGUUUAAUCAAAUAAUGUUAUUAAUUAAAAAAGUAGAUUUAUAUGUAUUAUCAAUAAAACACAGAAUUUCCAGCGGUGACAUUUUUCCACUUGCUAAAACAUAGAUUGAAGACUCAAUGCUAGGUAUUUACUAAAAUAGAUAUGCUGCUACAGUGAAAUACCUUUAGUAUUAUGAGUACAGUCAGAUGGGCCUAUAGACAAGAUAUAAUUUCUAUGAAAACCUGAAUAAUUCAAAUUUGAAGCUUAAGCUGCGUUUUUUUUUUAGUUUUUUUUUUUUACAUAGUGUAUUGUAAUUCCAAUAUCUGUAUUUGUUGCAUCUGAAUUUGCAAGUGCAGCUAACACUAAAUGUUACACGUUCAAGUAUUCUUGAAAGGGUCCAAACUCUAUAUGGUGUUUUUUCAGUGCAGCACUGUUCUUUAUAGACAAUACUGAUUUUUUAAAUAUAGAUUAUGCAUUUUUGUCUUAUUUUGAGAUGUAAUUAAUUUGCUUGAAAAUAUCAUCUUUUAGAUUUUUAGUUAAACUUUUGUAAAUAAAAGUUGAGACCUUGAGUGAA